Ectocarpus siliculosus is the source of this 1092-nucleotide messenger RNA. Lineage: Eukaryota; Phaeophyceae; Ectocarpales; Ectocarpaceae. The record is from the annotation of a GenBank genome assembly.
AUGCGAGCUCCCAUAGCGGUCCUGGCGGUGAUUCUGGCGGCUCGGCCUUGUAUGGCUGCCGUCUACGACCGUGCCAUCACAGUGUUCUCCCCCGAUGGCAAACUGAUGCAGGUGUCCUACGCGGAAGAAGCGGUGAAGCAAGGAAGCCUUGGGGUUGCCGCGUGCAACGGCCGCGACGCCAUCGCAAUGUGCCUCGAGCGCCCCGCAGCCGACGGCGAUAUCACAGACCCGGAUGCAACACCGUCACGAGCAUCCGAGACAACGGUUGCGACCUCAGCCAUCACCGACGCCGGCGCCGGCGCCGCCGGAGACACGGCAAGAGCGGGCGAUGACCAUGUCUACAGCAGGCGACGGAAUAGACGCAAACAUCACGAAGGAGGUGUGCGUGAUCCAGGGGUCGGGGUGGGUAUCGUGGACAGCGCUAACAACCAGGAUCGCAAGCUGUGUGAGAUCGAUGAAGGAGUCUACCUCGCGUUCGCGGGCAUUUCGGCGGACGGUCGCGUCUUGGCGUCCAAGAUAAGGCUGGAGUGUCAGAGCUACCGGUACAGCAUGGGAGCCGCUCCGAGCGUUGGGUACAUCGCCAGAUAUGUCGGAGAGCUGCAGCACCGCUACACCCGCACCGGCGGCGCGCGUCCCUACGGCGUCGCUUGCCUUGUCGCCGGAUUCGACGAGGACACGCUGCUCCCCAGCGUCUUCCGGUCGGAGCCGUCGGGGGCAUACGCGGAGUGGACCGCUUCCGCGGUAGGGAAGGCUUCGGACAAGGCCUUGGGCAGGCUUGAAGCGGUCCCGGACCUCGGUGCUCUGGAUUGGCGAGGGACGGCGGAGGCCGCCGUAAGGGCAGCCCUCGCAGGGGGAGCCAAAUAUUGCGACGUCUUGGUGUUGCGCCGCGUGGCUGGUGAUGACGACGUACCUGCUGCUGCUGAAGCAGUGGCAACAGAGCCACCAGAAUCAGAGUUUACAGCGGAGGGAGGGGGGGAGGCUAGAUCGGCGAGAGCGGGGUGGAGCCAUAGGGGAGGGGCGUGGUCGAAGAGGUUCUUGGGAUCUAUCGGGGGUGACGGGGCGGUGUUGCUGGAGGAGGGGGGGUCGAGAUAG